GAGCACAUGCCCAUCGCGUUGCACGCUGCCUCCCCCCACCCCCACCUUUCUGGCGCCGCUCUCCUUCCUCCUAUAAAUCCUCCCCCCACGCCGGAAUCCAAAUCCAGACCCCGAUUCAAGUUUUUACAUCGAGAAUUUGCGAGCACAAGGCGCUGAGCAGAGGAGCAGCAGCAGCAGCAGCGGCCAGGGCGAGGCGAGAGAUGGUGGGGACGGCCGGCGGCGGCGCGGAGGAGGCGGUGCGGCGGUGGGUGGAGGCCGGCGGCGGGCGCCUCGUGCUGGACGGCGGGCUGGCCACGGAACUCGAGGCCAACGGCGCCGACCUCAACGACCCGCUCUGGAGCGCCAAGUGCCUCCUCGCCUCCCCGCACCUCAUCCGCAAGGUCCAUAUGGACUACCUAGAAGCUGGUGCAAACAUUAUAAUCACAGCAUCAUAUCAGGCCACGAUUCAAGGGUUUGAGUCAAAGGGUUUCUCAAAAGAACAGAGUGAAAACUUAUUAACAAAGAGUGUCGAGAUUGCACUGGAAGCGCGUGAGAUGUUCCUGAAGGAACAUUUGGAGCAAUCCACUCCUACACAAAAACCUAUUCUGGUUGCGGCUUCUAUAGGAAGUUAUGGGGCUUAUCUUGCUGAUGGCUCUGAGUACAGUGGGGAUUAUGGUGAAGCUGGUACAGUACAGUUCCUGAAAGAUUUUCAUCGGCGUAGGCUUCAGGUUCUUGCUGAAGCAGCCCCUGAUUUGAUUGCUUUUGAAACGAUCCCCAACAAACUGGAAGCUCAGGCAUAUGUUGAACUUCUUGAGGAAUGUAACAUACAUAUCCCUGCAUGGUUUUCCUUCAACUCAAAAGAUGGAGUUCAUAUCGUGAGCGGAGACUCAUUGAUCGAAUGUGCUACUAUUGCUGACAAGUGUGCAAAGGUUGGUGCGGUUGGGAUAAAUUGCACACCUCCAAGAUUUAUUCAUGGACUGAUACUCUCCAUUCGAAAGGUCACAGACAAGCCUAUUCUGAUAUAUCCCAACAGUGGAGAAAGAUAUGAUGGUGAGAAAAAGGAGUGGGUGGAAUGCACUGGAGUAUCAGAUGGUGAUUUUGUUUCUUAUGUAAGUGAAUGGUGCAAAGAUGGGGCCGCCCUUAUUGGGGGUUGCUGCAGGACAACUCCAAACACCAUCAGGGCCAUACAAAGAACUCUAAACCAAGGCUCCAACGCGCGCUUUACUAUGGCAUAGAGCUGUGCUCUACUUCCAGAUGUGCACCUCCUGGAGAAGUGGAGAUUCUUUAACUAGUGGCCCGAUAUGCUGCUGUGUGUCCUGCAAAUGAGAUGGUUCUGCACCUAUGUCUGUAAAUACCGAUGUAUUUCCAAGUUCUUAUGCUAUUGCACUUGGAGGUGCAACCAGUGAAGAGGGAUAAGGAAGCAGCACCGAUGAACGGAGUUCUACUGAGGAUUGAGUGAAGCAAGUUGCGGCUGAGUUGAUGAAGCUUUUAGUAGCUAUCGUUAUUAAGAGUUUGUAUAACUGAGAGUUGCUCUGGAGAUGCUAUCUUGCAAUAAGAGAGCUUAUGUCGUGUACUAGUAACUUCCCUGUGAAAUGUUUGUUAGACCAUGAGUUUUCUCUGAUAAACCUGCAUGUCCUGAAACGAAAAGAUCUUGUUACUUCUCUUUUGUUA
This is a messenger RNA of Setaria italica (foxtail millet), 1650 nucleotides long. RefSeq names its product homocysteine S-methyltransferase 3. The transcript is spliced from 7 exons. The record is from RefSeq and is a predicted model, not a curated record. The coding region runs from base 201 to 1214 and encodes 337 amino acids. NCBI's taxonomy places the organism in Eukaryota, Viridiplantae, Streptophyta, Magnoliopsida, Poales, Poaceae. Gene Ontology annotation, biological process: S-methylmethionine cycle. Gene Ontology annotation, molecular function: S-adenosylmethionine-homocysteine S-methyltransferase activity; zinc ion binding.